AUGGAUGAACCCCCUAGUACAUUACUUAAAACAACCUUGGAACAACCCCUUGUUACAUUGAGUGAAACAGUUGAGUCAACCCUUGUCUAUAUACCAAGAAUUGAAAGCCCUUUGACUAAACCAAUGAUAGGAAGCACAUGUCCUAAUGUUGAUGGUUGGGAUGAUACAUAUGAAUGGUGUGAACCUUUUGGUGGGACUCCUAUGGAACAAGAUGAACCAAAUAGUGAAAAAGUAGGUGAAGACAGUCAAGCUAGUAAAAAUAGUCAUGAUAGUGAUGACAAUGAAGAUAGUGAAGACAGACAAGAUAGUGAUUACAUAGUUGAUGAAGAUAAUUUGUUAGAUGGUCCAGAGGUUGAUAUGAAGACUUUCACCUCAACAUUGACAAAGAGGUGGAGUGGGUUGGAAAUUUUCCUGGUGAUCGAGAUGAAGCAGUAG
This is a messenger RNA of Lactuca saligna, 435 nucleotides long. Lineage: Eukaryota; Viridiplantae; Streptophyta; Magnoliopsida; Asterales; Asteraceae. The record is from the annotation of a GenBank genome assembly.